UACAAUUUUGCAAUGUUAAUGGGCAAAAAUUUGGGUGUUUUCAUGAGUGGGAGGUAUAACUCAUCUUGAUUAAGUUCUUAACUUAAAACAGGAAGUUUAAAACAGGAAACAAUCAACCGACUUGCAACGGGGUCGUAUGGCUUCUUUUGGCAAAACAGAAUUACGUAAAGGCAACAGCUUUGCCUACUUCCUAUGCUCCGGAGGUUCAAAACAAAGCGACCAUGACCGCUGUUGUUGUCCGCCGCCUCGCUGCUCUCUCCGGGGCUUCGGCAGUGGCACUCGGGGCAUAUGGGGCGCAUGGUUUUAAACACAGUGACCCUGAUGAUUACCAAAGAGUGCUAUUUGAAACAGCUAACAAGUACCAUUUCUACCACAGCCUGGCCCUGCUGGGUGCUGCUCACUCCAGCAAACCUGCAGUUGCCGGCACUCUUCUGAUCGCCGGGAUGGGGAUGUUCUGCGGAUCGCUCUACCACCAGGCCAUGACGGGAGACCCCGGCCUUCGUAAGGUGGCCCCCAUGGGAGGCAUGGCGAUGAUUGUGGGCUGGCUGGCGCUCAUUCUCUGACCUGCUGGAUGUGUGUGUGUUUAUAAUGUAAUAAAGCAUGUAUAGACUUUGAUGUUUGGAAUAAAAAUAUGACUUACAUGGAACAAUUUAA
Molecule: messenger RNA, 654 nt
Organism: Syngnathus typhle (broad-nosed pipefish)
Lineage: Eukaryota; Metazoa; Chordata; Actinopteri; Syngnathiformes; Syngnathidae
Gene: tmem256
Product: transmembrane protein 256
Exons: 4
Coding region: 222-563 (113 amino acids)
Source: RefSeq, a predicted model, not a curated record